AUGUCGUAUUCGGACGAAUCCAGCGCAUCGAACGCAUUCAAUUGGCAACUCAUGUCGAAUGGUCAAGGAGCUUCUCCCCAACAGCCCUCCGAGCAACAAGCUUUUGACAUUCACUACAACCAAUAUCAAGCGUACUAUUACAAUCAUCCCCACGUAUACAAUUAUGCAGCUGAUCAAAACGCAGCGUAUUACUAUCAGCAGUAUUACGGGUAUUAUCCUGUUGUGAAUCAGCAUGCUUAUCAUCAUCAUCAUCCUAUGGAGAAUGGGUAUUCACAUGUGGAGAACAGCACUGCCAGCUAUCAUCACCAAUCAUCAUCCGCUGUUGUACCAUCAGCACCAGCACAGCUGCCACAAGCAUCGCCUCCACCAUCAAAGUCAUCUCAAUCUCAAUCUCAAACACCAAAUGCACCUUCGUCGUCACAGCUGAAGGAAGAUGAAAAAGUGUCAACUUCUGCUGAAGAAUCAUCAUCCUCGAGGAUCCAUGAAAAGGCCGUGUGUAACAUUGAAGGUGACGGCACUGUUCCGACGACGACAACGACGACAAAUCGCAAACCAGUAUUCAAGCAGAGCAAGUUUGGCAGCUUUAUGGGCAAAUUGCUUUUGGUCAAAGGCAAAGGAGGAAAUGGAAAAGAUGAUAAGGAUCAUGAUAAGACGAGUGUAUCCAAGAAAAGAGGUGGCGUUCAUCGACCUGCAGCCGAGAAAACAACUUCUUCGGGACAUCACCAACAACAGCAGAAUCUCAUGGCAACCAAUUACUUUCAAAUUCGGAAGGAAGUUCCAGUUGCAGAUAAUGUUGUCAUGGCGACGAAGAAGGAUGAAGAUAAUGACAAGGAGAAGAAAUGCGUUUCAGAUUCAAUUACAGCAACCACUACAGCAACAGCCGGUGUUGACAUUGAUGAUGCCCCACCAUCGCCAUCAACCAAAAAUGCGCAAGAAGAUGAUGCCACGCAACCGAAUGACAAAGAAAAUGUUGAUGUGGAUUCCUUGUUCGAUGAUGUCAGCUCUCUUAGCUCACUUCAAUCGGAUGACAGCGUACUUGGACCAUGGAUGUUGGAUGAGCAAGAUGACAACAAUGAUGAUGAGGAUAGCGAGCCUUCUUGGUGCAUUGAUUGUGAUGCAUUGCCAGAGCAACAGAAUGCUUUUGAGCCCACUCUCAUGUGCGAUGGAUGCAAGACCAAAUGGGUUUUCAGAACUGUCAGCUUGAUCAACAAAAUCGCUGGUGCUGCAAUGCAUCAAAGGAGACGAAGACCUGCAAGUCGACCACCAAAAGAGAAGCAGAGCAAAGUUUUGGGACAACAUAAGGCGAAGAUGAGCAACAGCAGUACCGCAAAACGAAGGGCAACCACCUCAAUAUCUGGAACGAGACGCAAAGCGAAGACUCAGCAGCAUCGUGAGCAGAAGCUACCACCGCCCACAAAGUCGCGUGCAAGUAAAGCCAUUCAAAAGAAGACCAAUAGUGGGAAAAAGAAGAAGGAUGAGUUUGUGACCACAGGCGCAUUUAUGACACGCAACACGGCGAAGCAAUUGGCUGAUCCAGAGCAUGGUUUUCACCCUAAUCCACAUGGCUUUACUCGUAUGCAGCAAGUAGAGGUGCUCAAUUUCAAUGGUCAUUGGUAUCGUGGCGUGCUUACCAUGAUGAAUGCCAAUCGGGUCAAGGUCGAAUACAUCGAUUGGCAAGAUCAGGAGGAGUGGAUCAUAAUGAGUAGUCGUCGGCUGAGAACGAUCAAGCCUGACAAGAUUAUGACAGACCCUGUACAUGAAGAAGAUUGUGAUCCUCUUUUACCUCAGGCUACAUCGGCUACAGAGACUAUGACAAUGACAACCAAGGCCAAGGGAGAUGAUUACGUUACAGCUACUCUGGAUACGGAUCCACAUCAGAUAUCCAAUGACAAUGAAGUCUAUUUGACACGUCGCAUGGCCAAAGAAUUGAAAGACGAGCAUGGCUUCCGGAUCAAUACAUUUGGAUAUCGCUACAAUCGUGCUGUGGCAGUGACAUGCAAGCGUGGUGUCAUGGGCAAAAAGAACAUUGAGUACCUUGGCUAUUUACGGGAGAUGCGUGAUACUCAAAUACGUGUCUGGUAUCCGACGUUGAGACAAUCAGAUUGGUUGGUUGUUGGAAGCCGGCGUCUUCGAUUGCUUACACCCGAGGAAGAAAAGGUCCUUGAGGAAGAGGGAAAGAAAAUGGAGUCUCUAUUGCAACAACCACCCCCUCAAUCUUCUGCUCCAGCAAAAGAAAAGAAUAAGACUGAUGCAGCAAUAUCAAUGGAUUCAUCCUCAGUAUCAUCACCUUCAGCCAAACGAAGAAAAGCGAGUCGUUCAUCUGCCAAAAAGGACACGCCAAAGCAAACAGCAUGUGAAGCACCUCAGCAGCCAAAGACCAGCAAAGGAAAAAGCGUGGAGACCAAUGUAUCCAUAGCACCUGCUGCUGCUCCAAAGUCUACCAAGAAGAUCCCCUCUCAAGAGUGUACCAGCCAAUUCACAACAACAGGUGCAUUUGCUACACGCCGCGCCAUGAGACAGCUCCAAGAUGAGCAUGGUUUUGUCCCCAAUCCAUAUGGUUACUACAACAACCAACCUAUUGAGGUACUCAAUACUCGCACCGCCAAGGGCAAGUUUUUCUGGGAGAGAGGCCAUUUAGUGGGCAUGAAACCUGGCUAUGUAAAGGUGCGCUAUGAUGGAUGGAGCGAUAUUUAUGAUGAGUGGUUUAUGGUUGGCAGCCGCAAAAUACGACCUGCAAGCACUGAAUCGAAUGAAUCAUCAGCAUCGACAACAACAACAGCAACAACAACAGGCGGUGUCAAUGAAGGAAUUGCUGCCACAGGUGGAGAUUUGUUAUGCUUGGAGGAUAAUCCAGAAUUGCGACAUGAAAAACGACCCCAUCGGUUGAUUGGCCCUGAAGAUUAUUUACAGCUGGGCUAUCUUGUACCCAUUGUUGAUCCACCACCACCACCACCACCUUCUUCUUGUUCAGUGCCUUCAAAUUCAAAGCUCACGCAAAUCCCCGACAAUGAGGAUGAUGAUAAUGAUGAUGGCGCUGUCAUUGAUAACGACGAUGAUGAAGACUACACAUGCAAAAAGCGUAUUGGUCGACGACGACGUAAGCGACAAACAUCAGCAACAAGCAGCCGUGGCAAACGAAGACGACGUAUCACUACGACAAAAGCACAAUCCAGAAAGCGAGAUCGUGAAAAAGAGGAGGAGGAGGAUGGUGAAUGGGAGGAACAAGUUUUCCCCUCCAAGAUCCCCAUAUCAACAUUGAUACGACGUGGCCGACCUGUGGAUGGUGAUGAUAAUCAUGGAUUUAUUGCCAAUGUGUAUGGAUACGACUAUAUGCAACAUGUACAAGUCCUUCAUCUCGAUAAAAAGUGGUACGAGGCACGACUCGUCAGGAUGGAGCGCAACAUGGUGCGUGUACACUUUUGUGGAUGGAUCGACAAGUUUGACGAGUAUAUUCGUGUGGGGAGCCGCCGUAUACAAGUUAUUGAAAAUGAUCACGAGGUCGAAUGUAUCGAGCCAUUCUACAAGGAACGAUAUGAAUCGGCAGCUUAUCAACAAUGUCAGCAUGAUCAUCAAGUGGAUCAAGAACGUGCAAAGGAGGCUGCGGCUACAGCUGCUGAGUUGGCUCAACGCAUGGCUGAAUUGCGACGGAGCAGACGAAGAACACUUGAGAAUAUGCCAACCGAGGAAGAAGGAUCCGGCGAUAUUGAUGUGGAUGGAAACAAAGUGUUUUGCAGGCAAUGUGGUGUAAUCAUCAAGCAAUUCAGAUACUAUUGCACGUAUUGCGAGUCACCUACUGAAGAUGGCACCAUGCACAGCUUUGAUCUUUGCUUGCUAUGCUUUGACCAACGAUUUCCAUUUUGGCAUGAACAUCCACGUUCUAGCUUUGCUGUACAAGCUGUGAUUGAUUCCGAAGCUGGGCCUAUGCCAAUCAAGGGUGAGCUGGUUACUGUAUGGGAGGAAGAUGUCAUUGAGGAUCCCAGUGCUGCUACAGCAGCUGACAAGGACACUGAGGGAGGCGAAACGGCUGCAACAACGGCAGCUGCAUCAAAGCAAGAUCAAGUUGAAGAAGCGAGCCAAGUAUUUACUGGAAGCUCAGCCAUUGAUACUGCUGAACAAGGAUACAAGUACCUGAAACGUUGGCAACGUCGCAAGGUGUGUGCAUUUUGCAAUGAUGAUGAUGACACAUCCGAAGACCUUGGGAAGUUUAUUGGCCCAUUUGUCAUUGCAACAUACAACAAGAAUGGUGUGGAGCGAAAACGCCAAUUUUGGGUUCACGAUGCUUGCGCACGCUACUCACCAGAAGUAUUUUGUACACCUGACGGCAAAUGGUACAAUGUGACAUUGGCACUUCGAAGAGGACGUGGUAUGCGAUGCUAUGGAUGCAAGGAAAAAGGAGCAACCAUCGGAUGCUUUGAAUCCAAAUGCAACAAGAGCUUCCAUUUGCCCUGUGCUGACAAGCCAGUCAAUUAUUUCCGAAAUGGCCUCAUUUUCUUUUGCCCAACACAUGAAGCGUAUUACAACAAGAAAGAUACCUACGUCAACGUCUUCAAGUGCGAUGGAUGCCAAAAGGAGAUGCAAGAUGAAUCGUGGUAUACGUGUUUACCCUGCGCAUCAAGCUAUUUUCGAUCCUAUGAUCUUUGUGGCGAGUGCUUUGAUACGUUGCCAGAGCGUAAUCACCCACAUGAUGAAGAUGAUUUUGAAGAGACAUCGUUUGCCAUCCUUAAAGAAGUCGAGGCAGAAAAGGCUCGUGAGGAAGCCCGUGCCAAAGAAUUAGCAGCAGCCAAACGCAAAAAGCCAUUGUUUCCAAAGAAGCGUCGCUUACGAGCUGGGGAAUCACCCGAUAUCACUUGCUGUUAUUGUGGCACCACAGAGUCUGAAGAAUGGCGUAAAGGAUAUGAUGGCGGCAUUGUUAUGUGUCGUCCUUGUUUUGAGAUGGCAUUGUUGGUGGAUAACAAUGAUGGUGGUCGUCCUUUGAUUUCCGAACCAAAUACCUUGAUCAAUGAUCCAGUGGUGGCAGCUGACAGCUAUGUGACACAAAUCGAAGAUUAUACGCACAAGCCUUAUUUGACGCGUGAUGCCCUCUCUUCAACCAAGUUUAGCAAUGAUGGCAAGGUGGCCCCUGUUCCUCGAUUAUCUACCUAUGAGCCGCAACCACAUCAGCUGUUUUCACUUGUAUUCGAUUCGACUUACUAUGAUAUCCCUGGUCGUGCACCUCGCUGGGCAACCCAUUCUGGUACCGAUUAUCAUGGUACCUGGUUACCGCAAACCGUACGCAGGUCAAUUCUCAAGCAUACCGACAAGGAUGAAAGGGUGUUAUCCAAUUUCUUAGGUCGAGGCACGGAUGCAAUCGAAUGCUUCUUAUUACAACGCAGAUGUGUGGGUGUGGAUAUCAAUCCGGCUGCUGUUGCAUUAUCCCAACGUAAUUGCUGCUUUGAGAUACCACCAGGAAUGACAUCAGCCGAGUAUCGACCCAUUAUUGCUCAAGCAGAUUCACGCCAUCUUGAAGGAUCCUUGUUUGGUGACGAAUCAUUCCAUCACAUCCUCUCACAUCCUCCCUACAAAGACUGUGUUGCUUAUUCUACUCAUCUCGAAGGCGAUCUUUCCCGCUUCACAAACAUUGAAGAAUUCAAGCUGGAAUACAUCAAAGUGGUGAAAGAGAGCUGGAGGCUGCUGAAAAUGGGUCGUCAGCUGACAUUGGGUAUUGGCGAUAAUCGAGAGCACUGUUUCUAUAUUCCUGUUGGCUUCCGGCUUUUGAGACAAUACAUCGACAAUGGAUUUGAACUUGAGGAAUUGGUCAUCAAGCGGCAGCGAUAUUGUUCCGCAUUCGGCCUCGGCACUUAUUUAUGCGUGCAGUUUGACUUUUUGGUGUUCACACACGAAUUCAUUGCUACUUUCCGCAAGAUACCGCUUAGCAACAUGGAUCGAAUGAUGCCUCAGGAAACAGAUUCACAGCAACAAACAUCACAAGAUCAAAUCAAGUUGUCAUAUACGCAGCAUGGUGUGCCAUCAAGUGCUAUAUUACGCAAAAGUGUGGUUAUGGGUACUGUUUGGGUUUUCAAGCCCACCGAGCAAUAUCGAUUUGAGCAGCUGUGCAUGUCUCGCAUGGUGGAGAGAUUUGGGCGUGAUGAUACCAACUGGGAGCAGGUGCACCUUGAGUUCCAGACAAAUGAGGCUGAGCAACAACUGCUGUUGAGUAGAUGCAAUGAAGAUAACUCAGCGAUGAAAUGCAAGCAAAAGAAGGAUGAAAGCACGCUUUCAGAAUAUGAACAACAGCGGCUAAAGCGGAUUGAAGAGAAUACCCGGAUGCUGGUGCAAUUGGGUUUAAUUUCAGAGCUGAGCGAGGAAUCAACCGAUGUCAUGCAUUACGAGACGAUGAUGACUAAGCCAUCACUACCAGAAGCUCCUCUUCGUUUGAUCAUUUCAGCUCAUCAGCCUCAGCUGCUUGCACACCAAACUAAUGCGUAUCGACAAACAUUGAUGCAACUUGCUCGCGAUGCAGUAAACAAACUAGCACCACAGGGAAUGUUGAUCAUUGGCACGCAAGACAUUCGAUCGGCCGAUGGCAAACUAUGGCCUAUGGGGAUGCUAGUUUUGGAGGAUAUCGAACGAACGGUGGAUGCAACUAUGCUCAAGCUCAAGGAGAUGGUGGUCGCUGUACCCGAUGGCUAUUCUAAGGAUCGAAAACAAGAAACAACCGCAUCAUCAUUGUCAACCCAAUUGGACAAAGAAGAGGAUAUCGUGGAUAUUGUGGACGAGCAUUUACCCAUUGUGCACGCUGUCUACCUUGUGUUUCAGAAAUUGUGA
Messenger RNA from Lichtheimia ornata, 6804 nucleotides. RefSeq lists its product as uncharacterized. NCBI's taxonomy places the organism in Eukaryota, Fungi, Mucoromycota, Mucoromycetes, Mucorales, Lichtheimiaceae. The coding region runs from base 1 to 6804 and encodes 2267 amino acids. The transcript is spliced from 23 exons. Gene Ontology annotation, molecular function: zinc ion binding. The record is from RefSeq and is a predicted model, not a curated record.